CGCCGCCGAGCAAGCAGGGAAGGGAGCGCUGGAGGAGCUCCGCGGCGGCCGCAGCGCGCCCGCCCGCCCCGGCUGCCGCCCGCAGAAGAUGCACUUCAGCACCGUCACCAGGGACAUGGAAGCUAUCUCCAGCCCCUGGCUCACCCAGCUGUCCCAUUUUUGCGAUGUUGCAGCUUUCACGGCCAACAGCCUGAGCAGCCUGAACGCCUCCGGGGGGUACCACCUCUCCCCCUCCCCGGGGGAUCCGUACGGACAGCAUGAGCCGCCGCACUACGAGCCCUGCACGGCUCAGCAGCACCCGCACCCGCCGCCCCAGCCCCAGCACGGCUAUCCUUUCGGCGGGGCGGCGGCCGGGACCAACCCGCCGCCCCCAGGCCCCGAGCAGCCCGAGGGCGCCGGGGGAGCCGCCGCGGGGCCGGCCGCCGUCUCGGGCUGCUCCGCGGGGGCGGCCGCCGCGGCCAAGGCGCCGGUGAAGAAGAACCCGAAGGUGGCCAACGUGAGCGUCCAGCUGGAGAUGAAGGCGCUGUGGGACGAGUUCAACCAGCUGGGCACCGAGAUGAUCGUCACCAAGGCAGGCAGGCGCAUGUUCCCCACCUUCCAGGUGAAGAUAUUCGGCAUGGACCCUAUGGCUGACUACAUGCUGCUCAUGGACUUCGUCCCCGUAGACGACAAGCGAUACCGGUACGCCUUCCACAGCUCCUCCUGGCUGGUGGCCGGCAAAGCCGACCCCGCCACCCCCGGCAGGGUCCAUUACCACCCGGACUCCCCGGCCAAAGGGGCGCAGUGGAUGAAGCAGAUCGUUUCCUUCGAUAAGCUCAAACUGACCAACAAUUUGCUGGACGACAACGGCCAUAUCAUUUUGAACUCCAUGCACAGAUACCAGCCGCGUUUUCACGUGGUCUACGUGGACCCCCGGAAAGACAGUGAGAAAUACGCGGAGGAGAACUUCAAAACCUUCGUCUUCGAGGAGACGCGUUUCACAGCCGUGACCGCCUACCAGAACCACCGGAUCACCCAGCUGAAGAUCGCCAGCAACCCUUUUGCCAAGGGAUUCAGAGACUGCGACCCUGAGGACUGGCCCAGGAACCACAGGCCAGGGGCUCUUCCUCUCAUGAGUGCUUUUGCCAGAUCCCGGAAUCCAGUCUCUUCCCCAGCCCACCAGAAUGGGACAGAGAAAGAUGCUGCCGAGAGCCGGCGGGACUUCGAGCGGGAGGCGGGCGGGCCGGGGCUGCACCAGGCGGAGGCCGCGCACCAGCAGCUCAUGUCCCGGGUGCUCAGCCCCGCGCUGCCCGGCGGCCCCGGCGCGCUGGUGCCGCUGUCCGGGCCGGGGGGCGGCCGGCCGAGCCCCCCGCACCACGAACUGCGCCUGGAGCCCGCCGCGUCCGAGCCGCUGCACCACCACCCCUACAAGUACCCGCCGGCCGCCUACGACCACUACCUGGGCGCCAAGAGCCGGCCCGCGCCCUACCCCCUGCCCAGCAUCCGCGGGCACGGCUACCACCACCACCACCACCACCACAUGAACGCGGCGGCCGCGGCGGCCGCCAACAUGUACUCGCCGGCCGGGGCGCCCGCGGGCUACGAGUACGGACCGCGGUAACGGGGCCGCGGGACCGGCCCCCCACGGACACCGCCCGCCCGCCGCCCGCGCCUCCCGCCCCUCCAGCCACCCGAUAGGCCGGCACCACCUGAUGGACAGCUGCAGCGCCCAAUCAGCGGCAGCCGGGCGCACGCGGGCCGUGAGGGGCCGGGGCCGCCAUCGCGGACGGAGCCGUGAGGGGUGACCCGCCCGGCGGGGGCCGUGAGGGCGGCGGUGCCGGGGCCGCCAUCGCGGAGAGACCGCGGCUGCACUUUGAUAAA
This is a messenger RNA of Neopelma chrysocephalum (saffron-crested tyrant-manakin), 1860 nucleotides long. RefSeq names its product T-box 1 (gene TBX1). Gene Ontology annotation, molecular function: RNA polymerase II cis-regulatory region sequence-specific DNA binding; DNA-binding transcription factor activity, RNA polymerase II-specific. Gene Ontology annotation, biological process: cell fate specification; positive regulation of DNA-templated transcription; regulation of transcription by RNA polymerase II. The record is from RefSeq and is a predicted model, not a curated record. NCBI's taxonomy places the organism in Eukaryota, Metazoa, Chordata, Aves, Passeriformes, Pipridae. The coding region runs from base 89 to 1600 and encodes 503 amino acids. The transcript is spliced from 9 exons. Gene Ontology annotation, cellular component: nucleus.